CACAUGGAGCGGCGCCAGCCGCCGCCGCAGCUGUCACCCGCCCCGGCCCCGGCAUAGCAGGUAACUCAAGGAAAAUGGAAACAGAUGAGGCUCAAGAUAUGUCCCAGGUUUCAGGAAAAGAAAGUCCUCCAACUAGUGAUGUCCCUGAUGAUCCAGAUGAACCUAUGCCUAUACCAGAGGACCUUUCAACUAGUACUGGAGGUCAGCAGAGUUCUAAGAAUGACAGAAUCUUGGCUGCCUAUUUCUCUGUCCUGCGAAAGCCACCCUCUACAUCCAGUUUCCCAGGAGCUGCAUACGAGGCGGAAGGCUUUAGGGACUUUCAUGCAAUAAUUCCCAAAUCUUUUUCCACUGGUAAUAUUAAAAUAGAGACUCAGAGUGAUGAAGAGAAUGGGCGUGCCUGUGAAAUGAAUGGGGAAGAAUGUGCAGAGGAUUUACGAAUGCUUGAUGCCACAGGAGAGAAAAUGAAUGGCUCACACAAUGGCCCAGGCAGCAAGGCUUUGUCAGGAGUUGGAGGCAUUCGACUUCCUAACGGAAAGCUAAAAUGUGAUAUCUGUGGGAUCAUUUGCAUCGGUCCCAAUGUGCUCAUGGUUCACAAACGAAGCCACACUGGAGAACGGCCUUUCCAGUGCAAUCAGUGUGGAGCCUCCUUUACCCAGAAGGGUAACCUCCUGCGCCACAUUAAGCUGCACUCAGGUGAAAAGCCCUUCAAGUGUCACCUGUGUAACUACGCUUGCCGCCGCAGGGAUGCUCUCACAGGACACCUGAGGACUCACUCAGUUGGCAAACCCCAUAAGUGUGGAUACUGUGGUCGCAGUUACAAGCAGCGCAGCUCUUUGGAAGAACAUAAAGAACGCUGCCAUAACUACCUUCAAACCAUUAAUCUCUCAAGCAGCAUCUAUCCAGUCAUAAAAGACGAAAGUAACCAGAAUGAAAUGGCUGAAGACCUGUGCAAGAUAGGGUCAGAAAGAGCCCUCGUGCUGGAUAGACUAGCAAGUAACGUCGCCAAACGUAAGAGCUCUAUGCCUCAGAAAUUUGUGGGUGACAAAUGCUUGCCUGAUCUUCCAUAUGAUGCCAGCAUCAACUAUGAGAAGGAGAACGAACUCAUGCAGACACACGUGAUCGACCAGGCCAUCAACAAUGCCAUCAGUUACCUGGGGGCAGAGUCCUUGCGUCCCCUCGUCCAGACACCGCCGGGUGGCUCUGAGGUAGUGCCUGUCAUCAGCCCCAUGUAUCAGCUCCACAAACCUCUUGGGGACAGUCAGAUUCGCUCCAACCUCCCUCAGGACAGUGCAGUGGAAAACUUGUUGCUGCUUUCCAAAGCCAAAUCUGUCUCCUCGGAACGAGAUGUCUCUCCCAGUAACAGCUGCCAAGACUCAACAGAUACAGAGAGCAAUAAUGAGGAGCGCAGUGGUUUGAUCUACCUGCCAAACCACAUAGGUGGCCAUGCGAGAAAUGGCAUCUCUAUAAAAGAAGAAAACAGGCAAUAUGAUGUCUUGAGAGUGGGUACUGACAAUUCCCAGGAUGCUUUCAAAGUGAUCAGCAGCAAUGGGGAGCAAGUAAGGGUUUACAAGUGUGAACACUGUCGAGUCCUUUUCUUGGAUCAUGUGAUGUAUACGAUCCAUAUGGGCUGCCACGGGUUCCGCGAUCCUUUUGAAUGCAACAUGUGUGGCUACCACAGCCAGGACAGGUACGAAUUCUCUUCCCACAUAACUCGAGGAGAGCACCGUUUCCACAUGGGUUAAAACACUGGCACAGAUCAAGCCUCAACAGCUGUGUUACUGGAGCUGCACGAGCCAUGACAGCAACAAAACGAAAGUCAGCUGGACAGUAAAAGUCACAAGAGAAUCAUAAGUUCAGCAAUGUUCUCCCACAAGAACAGGGAUUUCAUUUUGGUAGCAUGCAUUGCAACUCAAUUUUCUAAAAUGAGUUUUUACUGAAAAUGUCUGAUCACCAAAAACCCUUAGUAAUGUAAGUAGGACUUUUUGUAGUCACAUAUCUGAAGGUCCUUCCUUGAACUGAUGCUUCCUGCAAGCCCCCCUUGCCAGAACUCUUAACCACACACAAGGUGCUCCACACAACAAGGACAAAAAAGGCAGCAGUGGCUUUCUCUCUUAGCACCCUGAGCAUACAUCUCUUCUA
Lonchura striata (white-rumped munia) is the source of this 2139-nucleotide messenger RNA. It is a transcript of the gene IKZF1, whose product is annotated as IKAROS family zinc finger 1. Gene Ontology annotation, biological process: regulation of transcription by RNA polymerase II. NCBI's taxonomy places the organism in Eukaryota, Metazoa, Chordata, Aves, Passeriformes, Estrildidae. The record is from RefSeq and is a predicted model, not a curated record. Gene Ontology annotation, molecular function: DNA-binding transcription factor activity; RNA polymerase II cis-regulatory region sequence-specific DNA binding.